UCUGUCAUUAUUAUCAGGUGGCUUUUGGCCUAGAAUUGAACACCUUACAUGAUGAGCAGACACCUUUCCCACAUGCCGUGAACAUGGUCAUGAAAGGGAUGGCUAAUGCACGCAUUCCAUUAUUCGAGUACAUGCCAGGAAAUAGAAAAACUGUGAAUGAGAUUCAGAAAAGCUUGAGACUGCUUCGUCGCACUGGGAAAGAGUGUAUUGAGCAGAGGCGCAAGGCCAUCCAGAAUGGAGAAGAAGUACCCUUGGAUAUUCUCACUCAAAUACUAAAGAAUGUUGCUGAAGAAGGGGACUGUGGUGAAGAAAAUAUGCUGGACAAUUUUGUCACCUUCUUUGUUGCAGGUCAUGAAACCACUGCUAAUCAAUUAUCUUUUACUAUAAUGGAACUGGGACGGCACCCAGACAUAGCUGAAAAACUUCAGACAGAAGUGGAUGAAGUCAUUGGGGUGAAAAGAGACAUUGCCUAUGAAGAUCUUGGAAAGUUUGAGUAUUUAUCCCAGGUCCUUAAAGAAGUCUUGCGAUUAACCCACCAGUGCCAGGCACCAUACGCUGGACGAAACGGAAAAACAUAAUUGAAGGAGUCAAAAUUCCAGCAAACACCGC
This is a messenger RNA of Sceloporus undulatus (fence lizard), 609 nucleotides long. RefSeq names its product cholesterol 24-hydroxylase-like. The coding region runs from base 84 to 578 and encodes 164 amino acids. Gene Ontology annotation, biological process: cholesterol catabolic process. Lineage: Eukaryota; Metazoa; Chordata; Lepidosauria; Squamata; Phrynosomatidae. The transcript has 6 exons. Gene Ontology annotation, molecular function: cholesterol 24-hydroxylase activity; heme binding; iron ion binding. The record is from RefSeq and is a predicted model, not a curated record.